CACUCUCAUCAUGGCUCCUGAACAGAAGAGAUGUGCUACCCACCGUCCCGCUCGAAUGCAGCGCUUUCUGGGUAUCCCGUGUCGGCGCUGGCCGCACAAUCGAGCUCAUCCUCAGCCCUUUCAGGAUGUUUGUGCUGGAGAAACCGAAUCAAAGGGCGGCGUGGAGGCCAAGAAGCAGAUCAUUAUGGAGGGAUAUUUGUUCAAGAGGGGCAGUAACGUCUUCAAAACAUGGAACAGGCGCUGGUUCCUGAUCCAAAACAACCAGCUCAUGUACCAGAAGAAGUCUGAGAACCCCACUGUGGUGAUGGAGGAUCUACGUCUGUGCACGGCUGAACACUAUAAGAGCAUCGGACGCCGUUUCUGCUUUAAGGUGGUUUCACCUACAAAGAAAUGUGUAUUACAGGCUGAUUCAGAGGAGAGAAGAGAGGAGCCGGACAGGAAGCUGUCGUCAUCAUCAUCGUCCGGUGAAACUCUGAAGUCGAUUUCCAUCACAUCCCAGUUAAACAAGGUGGUGGAUUUAAAAGCAAAGCAGGAAGGAUUCAGUAGCUCUGAAUCUCGAGGAUCUAAACACGCCGAGAGAGACUCGCUACGUCUAAAAUCAGUCUUUGGAUCCUCAGCUGAGAUGAGUCCUGGCGAGAUUGUACUCGAAUCUGCUGCAAAGUAUGAUUCCUUCUCCAAUGCGUCUCUACUGCACAGUGCUGGUGAUAAGAGCAAGACUUCAGUCCAGAGGAGCAGCUCUCCUUCUAAAGUUCUGACCAGAUUCACAGCUUUUAUAGAACGAAUCUUCUCUACUGUUGGUGAGGUUGUACUCGAACCUGCUGCCGAGUACGAUUCCUUCUCCGAUGCGUCUCUACUGCACAGUGUCGAGAUUGCCGGAGCUAGGGUCCGACGGACGCCACAUAUCAGAGAAAGCCUGGAGCAGGAACUGAGCACGUUCUCCAGCUACUUCAUCCACACAGAGGACUUUGAUAGACGGUACCGAGUGGGAAAGCUCCUGGGGAAAGGCGGCUGUGGUUCGGUUUUCGCAGGACUCCGGAAGAUUGAUGGACAAGAGCCUGGAGAGAAGAACAGCCUCCCAAAAGAGGUGGCGUUAAUGCUGAUGGCGUCCGAGCCACCUCGCUGUGAACACGUCCUAGAGCUUCUGGAAUGGUUCGACACUCCAGAGUGUUACUUCCUAAUCCUGGAGCGACCCGUCCUCUGCAUGAACCUCUUCGAGUACCGCAGAGACGACGCCCUUCCUGAACGUCUGGCUCAGAUCAUCAUGCGGCAGGUGGUUCUCGCUGCACGUCACUGCCAGGAUCGCGGGGUUCUUCACCGAGACAUCAAGGAGGGGAACCUGCUGGUGUGUUUGGACAGAUUAGAAGUGAAGCUCAUUGAUUUUGGGUGUGGGGACUUGCUCAAGUCGAGCCCCUACAGGGGAUUUUCAGGCACCUUGUUAUACGCCCCACCUGAAUGGUUCAAGCGAGGUAAGUAUCAUGGCUGCCCUGCAACAGUCUGGAGUCUGGGGAUCUUACUGUUCGUUUUAGUGUGUGGAGAGAUGCCGUUCUGGAACGAGAGGGAGAUCACUGCUGGACACCUGAAGUUCAAACUUGGUGUGUCUAAGGCCUGCCGUCAUCUGAUCAGGAGCUGCCUGAGCAAGAAUCCAAAGAAGCGGCCCAGCCUCGAGAAGAUCCUGGAGCACCACUGGUUUCCAGAGAGCCUCAAGAACUAAGUCCAGGCACCUGUAGAAUUUUAGCAGCUGGAUCAUAGGCAUUCUGAUGGAAACCUGUUUACCCGCCGAGGUUAAGGAUUAAAGUCGAGACUGCCGUGACAACGAUGCUGCUCCUGCUGGAUGUGACGGGUCUGGAGUAAUUGCACCAAGAAUGACAAGAACUCACUACAGACUUUAUUGAAGACUAGAGCGAAUAACAACUCUAUUAUUAUUUAUUUAUUUAUCUAUUUAUUACCAGUUAUAACUUUUAGAUCAUUUAAUUCUGUGUUUGUAUGCUUUGUGUAAAUCGUGUAUUUAUUUAAAGUAUCCUCCAGACCACCCAAGAAGGAUGGGCCCUGCUGAGUCUGGUUCCUCUCAAGGUUUCUUCCUGUAAUUUUCAGGGAGUUUUUCCUUGCCACAGUCGCCCUCGGCUUGCUCAACAGGGGUUUUCGUAUCUGUUGGUCCUGGAUUUUGUAAAGUUGCUUUGAGACAAUGUCUAUUGUAAAAAGCGCUAUAUAAAUAAAGUUGACUUG
Trichomycterus rosablanca is the source of this 2223-nucleotide messenger RNA. RefSeq lists its product as uncharacterized. The record is from RefSeq and is a predicted model, not a curated record. Gene Ontology annotation, cellular component: cytoplasm. The transcript has 14 exons. The coding region runs from base 11 to 1711 and encodes 566 amino acids. Gene Ontology annotation, biological process: negative regulation of apoptotic process; protein autophosphorylation; regulation of mitotic cell cycle. Gene Ontology annotation, molecular function: protein serine/threonine kinase activity; ATP binding. Lineage: Eukaryota; Metazoa; Chordata; Actinopteri; Siluriformes; Trichomycteridae.